ACAAGAUGGCGGCUAAUUUUGAAAUUCUUUCAUCGUUUAAAGUUCUGGAUUCAAUUCCAUUUGCAAAGUACCGUUCUAAAAGGACAGGGAUACAGUUCUGCUUUGCACAAGUUCCUGGACCACUCGUAAAUGGAUAUCUUUGUUUAGGAAUCUGGUUAUGUAACAGAGGUCCACCAUGUCAAUGGAGAGGGAGAGGAUGCAGGCGUAGUUUACUGUGAGAUGCAAGCCAGAGAAAACAGCGGUAGAAGUAGAACACACCUUGCUCUUUUAAGAAAUCUUUAUCCUGGGCAUUGUGGCUUAAAGUCAGAAACUGGAGGUAUUAUGGAAAACUUAAGAACUACUUGCAGUCAUGAAAAGGUGUGCAACUACCACCGUCAAUUCUAUCGACCAGAAAAUCUUUGUGUCGUCAUAACGGGUCUAGUGGAUCCAGAAAAAGUGUUUGAAGCCUUAACACCAUUUGAGGAAAAAAUACUUAACAAGAAAUCUUUGCCAGCUUAUGCAAGACCAUGGCAAGACCCCAUYCCUCCCCUACCUGGAAAUGUCAACAUUACUGUCCAGUUUCCAACAGAGGAUGAAUCRUCUGGCAUGGUUCUCAUUGGUUGYCGUGGUCCAGGGUCUAGUAAUCGCYGUGACCUAGCAGCCAUUAAUGCAAUAAUGGAUUACCUAACCGACACCUCUAUUGCGCCACUACAGAAGUACUUAGUGGAAAUCCCUGAACCUUACUGCAGUGAUGUCAGAUAUAAUAUCAUUGAACACUCCRAAUCAUGUUUGUACAUCAAAGCUGAUAAUGUUGAGACUGAUAAGCUCGUUGAGACAAAGGAUAAGAUCGUUGAAAUUUUGCAGGGUGUUGCUAACGGGACUGAGGAGAUUGACAUGGUCCGCAUGGAAGCAGUUGUCAAUCGACUGAUUCUUGAUGACAAAGAUAAAGUAGAGAAUGAUCCUCAUGAUACCUUUGCUGAUCUAGUAAUCUAUGAUUUCCUGUAUUCACAAGAUCACAACCAGUUGGAGAAAAGGACUAAGUUUAUYGAGGAGCUUUGCAGUUUGAAGACUGAGCCUGCUGAAUACUGGGCUGCCCUCGUUAAGCAGUACUUCAUUUCUGCACAAGUUGUUAUGGUCAUUGGUGAGCCAAGUAAACAGUUGAUGGAGAGAAUGCAAGCAGAGGAAAAGCAAAGAGUUGCUGAACAACAAAAGGCACUUGGUGAAGAAGGUUUAGCCAACAAAGCAAARMGACUUAAGACUGCUACUGAUGACAAUGAGAUUCCAGCACCGCUAGAGGUCAUCAGCAGCCUUCCUGUUCCUUCAACAUCUAGUAUUCACUUUCACCCUGUUAAAACUAUUAGCAACCGCAGCCAUGGCAAAUCACUCAAAGCAGAUCAAGACAGCCCUACUUUUCGAGUGCAGGAGAUUCCUUUUGCCUUUCAAAUGGACCACAUUUCAUCCAUGUUUGUUGAGAUUACAGCCAUGUUGGAUACAAAUGUGAUCCCAAGUGAACUUCAACCGUACCUUAGCUUGUUUCUAGAAAUCAUAUUUGAAUCACCUUUGUCACGCAAUGGGGCUGUCAUUCCACAUGAGCAAGUUGUWGCCGAGUUAACAGCUGAYACACUUGAUUACAGUGCCACAAUUGGCAUGAAAGGASGCAGAUUYAUGCCYGGCGACUUUGACUCAUUGGCUUGUGUUGUCUUUAAGAUUGAAUCAGAGAAGUAUGAAAGAGGAGUAAAAUGGCUGUAUGAAGUCUUGUACAAAACCAUUAUCACCAAAGAAAGACUUGACAUUGUUGCAAAGAAGAUGAUCAAUGAUGUUGCAAGCAUGAAGAGAGAAGGCAUGGUUGUCACCAAAAGCCUGCUAAGGGACAUACUCUUCUCUAAAAGCAGUAAUGCAUAUACAACUAACAUGAUCAGACAGCAUAUUCUCCUUACUAAACUAGUACAAGACUUGCAAACUGACCCUCAGCCWGUCAUUGAUAAAAUAGAGUCUUUAAGAAAUGUCUUGACCAAGCUCUCCAACAUACGAAUUCAUGUAGCUGCYGAUGUCAGUAAGUUGCCUAGCAAUGCUGAAAAAAUUUGGAACAAUUUGUUCAUGGACGGACAGUCAGAGACAUUACCAACAAGUCUUCCUGUCGUUCCUCUACCAAAUACCUUUUUGACCAAACCACUGUUCCAUGGUAAGAUUGUAGGCGUUGGUUCAGUYGAGUCUUCAUACCUGUUCCAGGCCACYCCAUGUAUUGAUAGUUACGACCACCCUGACCUGGCUGCCAUCAUGGUGUACUUAGARUGUCUGGUCACACUUGAGGGUCCUAUCUGGCGUCAGGUCAGAGGGCUUGGAUUGAGCUACAGCUACAGCAUGAGAGUCGAUCCUGGGAAGGGGUAUUUGCUGUUUAUUCUUGCUCGYUCAACYCAUGUUGUGAAAGCCUAUGAGAAAACCAAGGAAAUUGUGGAUGGGUACUUGUCAGGACAGACGUUAUUUGAGCCCAGCGAACUAGAAGCUGCAAAGAGCAGUGUUAUUUUUGGYAUAAUUUACAGAGAAAAAAGUGUUUCCUCUGCUGCUUAUCAGAGCAAGCUAGCACCGUUUAGACAAGUCCAGCCUGGAUAUAACAGGGAUUUACUAGAUAGAGUUUCCAAGGUAACGAUGGACGAUUUGGACCGCAUUGGACAAAAAUACAUCGCUUCAUUAUUCGACCCAUUGACGUCACGAUGUGCUGUAUGCUGCAACCCUUCCAAAGUGGACGAAAUUAAAGAUGGMCUUCAAAGUCUUAACAAGGACCUUGUGAAAGUAUCAUCUCUUGAAGAGGAAUUUACCUGGUAAAUCAGGUGUAAAGGUUCUCCAGAUCCACGUACGUCAUAUGCAAAWUCCACCAAUGACGUCAUGUUUCUUUCGACGAAGUGCAUCAUGGUUGCACCUUUUUCAAAAAAAAAAAGUCUGGAAGAACGGCGAUGGUCGCACGGAGUUUGCAUGAGUCGAAAGGGACUUUAGUUUAGCAGUUUAACAUAUAGAAUUGCACUGGUUUGGUUCACCAUGCGUUAAAAUGGAGACUAAAUAGAGCCAACGUCAGAGAAAUAAUGCUCUGUUUCGCAAAACACCGCGAAACACAACAACUUGGCUUUGUUUUAUACUCUAGUCAAUCCCAAAGUGCACCUCGCCAAAUACAGCAUGACGUCAUUGAAAGGACCGUUUAACCCCCACACGGUCCUCGUAGUACACCACUGCACUAUAGCAAACCGCACAAUUUCUUGUAUUAUAGCUUCCAAAAAAAUAUAGAUCAUUUUCAAACU
Exaiptasia diaphana is the source of this 3269-nucleotide messenger RNA. RefSeq lists its product as uncharacterized. The record is from RefSeq and is a predicted model, not a curated record. NCBI's taxonomy places the organism in Eukaryota, Metazoa, Cnidaria, Anthozoa, Actiniaria, Aiptasiidae. Gene Ontology annotation, molecular function: metal ion binding.